Messenger RNA from Penicillium lagena, 2157 nucleotides. RefSeq names its product putative forkhead transcription factor Fkh1/2. The coding region runs from base 1 to 2157 and encodes 718 amino acids. Gene Ontology annotation, biological process: regulation of transcription by RNA polymerase II. Gene Ontology annotation, molecular function: RNA polymerase II cis-regulatory region sequence-specific DNA binding; DNA-binding transcription factor activity, RNA polymerase II-specific; protein binding. The record is from RefSeq and is a predicted model, not a curated record. The transcript has 3 exons. Lineage: Eukaryota; Fungi; Ascomycota; Eurotiomycetes; Eurotiales; Aspergillaceae.
AUGCCGCUGUCGAAUCGCCGUCGCGCGCGGCGCAAGGAAAUCCAACUGCAGGAAACGUCGGAUGUCGAGGCGCCGGACUCAUCGCCUAGUCGGCCAUCUAACAAGAAGCGCAAGAUUGACCGCCGCACCGAGAAACCUGUCAAAACCGAGUCCGGCGAUGAAGCCGAGGAAUCAGCGGGCGAGCAUGACCCCUCGACUAACCAGGACCUGGUCGAUUUGGUGAUUUCGUACCUCAAUACCGCCCGUGAAGAGCUGCGCGUCACACGCGACCACUCCAACUCCAAGACCGAGAAUAAGCAGAGCAUCCAGGCCUAUGCGAAGAUUGCGGGUCGUAAUUGGACGUACUACGUCAAGACGCUGCAUGUCAAUAUUGGCCGUGAGCCCGACCGCGAGCAGAGAUCCAAUGAACAGUCUAGUCCAGUCACGAUUGCUGCUCGCGCGCUGCCGGAUGUCCAUGUUGAUCUGGGCCCAAGCAAGUUCGUCUCCCGUCUGCAUGCGGAGAUCUUUUACGAUGGCGAAGAGACACCCGCCUGGCAUAUUCGAGUGAACGGCCGCAACGGCGUGCGCUUGAACAAUUCGAUCGUCAAGCGCGGCUCCGACGCCAUCCUCUCCUGCGGCGACAUUAUCGAAGUCGCCAACACACAAAUGAUGUUUGUUACUCCCGGAGAUGAUGCUCACAUCCACCCGAGCUUCGUGGAGCGCGCUCAACGCAUCGCCAAUGGUGAAGAGCCAGAUCCUGCUUCGAACGCGUGGGACGCUUCUCAACAUGCCCACCCGUCAAACUCGCAGGCAACCGAACCUGCGCGGCCAUCUUCAUCCGGCGGCCCCUCAUUAGCUCCUGCGCCACAAUUCCUCAAGCGCCAGGUGACGCCGCCGCCGCGGUCGCCGGACACCAUUGGCGCGCGCACUGCCAAACAGUCGCCGCUGUACAACCGAGGCAUGAUGAUGGAAAGCACCGAGGAGAUCGACUACAGCAAGGAUGGAGCCAAAGACCUGAAGCCGCCAUAUAGCUACGCUACGUUGAUUGCGCAGGCUAUCUUCUCCAGUGAGGAAGAGAAGCUCACGCUGAACAAUAUCUAUAACUGGAUCAUGGAGCGAUACGCCUUCUAUCGGCAUUCGCAGAGCGGCUGGCAGAACUCCAUUCGGCACAAUUUGUCUCUCAACAAGGCGUUCCAGAAAGUCCCGAGGCGGACAGACGAGCCUGGCAAGGGCAUGAAGUGGAUGAUUGCCGCGGAGUACCGCGAGGAGUACCGGAAAAAGCAGAUGCGCAAGGGCACGCAGUCUUCUGCCCCGUCAUCACCUGCUACCAAGGAGCCUCCUUCGUCGGCGCGUGGCACUCAUGUCACAAGCUUGGACACCUCGUUCUCAGCUACAGCCAAGAAAUCUCCACCGGUGUCGUCGCCUGGAUUCAGCUCGUUCCCGGUUGCUCCCGUGGAAGCCUAUACGCCCGAGCGUGGCUCGCGGCUCGGCCGUGGUGUUGGCUCUGAUCAUCCUCUGCGGCAUAUGAACCCGCGAGACCACGAAGAGCCGUCGCCGCUCCCAGCUCGUGUCCACAGCAACGCUACCAGCGGCUCCAACGUGCCGAGCAGCAGCAAUGCCAACGCCACCCGCGGGUACGGUCUAUCAGACAAUGUCGCCGGGUCCCCACCAGUGCUGUCCUCGUCAUACUACGACGAAGGACCCUCAUCAAUGAUCACACCCGCACCCCAACGCCAACAACCCCGCCUCCCACCUCCCAGCACAGCACAGAUUCCAUCCAAAUUCAUGCCGAUGAGCUCCCCGGCUCAGUUCUGGAAAUUCGCAGACAUCGGCAGCACGCCUGCCCGCCCUGUACCGGACAUGAGCCCGCUAAAGGGCGAGCCAGAUGACCGCAUUAUCGCCGGGUUCCCCAGCAGCAGUCCCCCGCCUCCGAACCUGGCUAGUCCCAGUAAGCCGGGUACAUCGAAUGGACUGGGAUCAAGUCGCACUCUGCCGCCGUUGCAGUCCGAGCAUGGGGAAAUAGGUGGUCCCAAUAGAACACAUCAAGAGGAGCACAUGGAAGAAGAAGAUGAGGAUGAUGGUGGUGGUGGAGGUGGAUUCGACUUGGCUCGUGGCUUCCAACCUAUCGGCUCAUACCAUCGCCAAUUGAGCAAUGCCGCCCGCGCCACGGCUACAUAG